AUGGGCCCCGAAUCAUUGCAGCAACCGUCCUCUCGUCCACCUUCAGUUCCCCCGUCCGUCCCUCCCACAGCUGCCGCACCGACGGUCGUGCCUAUGCCGAUGUCACCUCGAUCUUCGGUUUCGGCUUUGGACCCAGGUGCAUACCAUCCCCCUGCCAGCCUGCCACCUGGCACACCGCAUGCUGCUCCUGUCACACCGGCGCCUGGUGCUGUCCCUCUUUCUCCAGAGGUGCAGGAAAUUGUCGAGCGCUUGGAAGACCUUGCGGACAAGGUGGAGAACGACGAAUUGCGUAGAGAUGAGGAGUAUAGGCAACGCGAAGAGGAACGUGACAGGCGGUUCGCGGAGGCGGAGGAACGGCGCAAGCAAGAGGCUCUCGAGGCGGAGGAGCGUCGAGAACAAGAGAUCCGCGAACGAAUGGAGGCGGCAGUGGCAACUCCCCGUCCGACAUCGCAAACCGGCACUUACACUGGCACGGAGUCAGUGUCGACAUCUCAUGAAGAAGCUCUGCCUACUCAACCGCGUCUUGAUCCAUCGACCGCCGAAACGAGCAGUCCUGCCCAUACCAUCCCUCCUCCACUACCUCCUGCUGGGGACGGUGAAAGUGUGGUAUCUCAUUCGACAGGACACGAUAUCGCCCCAGGCCAAGUCUCCUCUUUGCGCGAACUCUUCCGCGAGGAGCGCGACGCAUGGUUUGCGGAACAUAGGCAGGCGUUGGAGGAUCAAAAGCGCGAACGCGAAGAGUUCGAUGCCGAACGUGCUCGACAAGCCGAAGAGCGCGAGGCGCGGAUCCGCGCGCUCGAGGAGGAGCUGGCGGCGGUGAAAGACGAACUACGGCAGGAGAAGGAAGCGCGGGAAGCUGAUAUCCGUGAGCGUGAAGAGCAGGAGAGCGAAGAACGGAGGAGCCGCGAGGAUGCUGUUAUUGCUCAGCUCAACGACAUCACCAACCUCAUUCAAGGCCAGCAGCAGACGCAGGAAGAUACGAAGGGCAUGUUGACCGACCUGCGCGCGAAGAACGAGGAGUUCUUUGACCAGACUGAGCAGAGGAGCAUGGAGUUCCGGGACCAGAUUGAGGAACUGGGAGGAAAGAUUGACGACGACAGACAGAAAGCCCAAAACGAUAGGAACGACAUUCUUAACGAGAUCACUAACCAGCGUAAUGAGCUCAUCGAAGUCCUGCGCCAUCUCUUUGAUGAAUUCCGUGCCGACGCGGACAGGCAGCAUGAGACGACCAUCGAAGCAGUCAAGCAGAUGGCCCAAGAGCAGGUGCCCUUCAACGUCCAAGGGUACUUGGACGAGUUCAGUCGGGCGCUCGCCUCCGAGGUACGCAUGCUCCUGGGCGAAGUGGGCAAGUUGCGCGAGGAGCGUCGCGGAUUGCAACACGAGAUCAGUUUCCUGCUCGGCGUCAAGUCGAAGUACAUCCCAGGAGGGGAGUUCGAGCCGGAUUGGAAGGGUCCUGUCGGCGCGCCGGGCAUGCCGCCUACGGGUCCACCGCCCGACGCUGGUCCUCCACCGCCGCCGCCUGAAGUGCAUGCCGCGCGCCCGGCGUGGCGUACGGUGAGCACGCGCACGAGCAAGAAGAAAAAGAAGGACCAGAUGCCGCAGGCGCCGCCAGUGGCGCAGCCUGACCCGAGGCAGCAAGUACGCUCGUGGGCGACGUGGCAACCGGAUCCCAACCUCGCGCCGUCGCCGUCGAGCUUCGACAACCCAACCCUCGCCGCACCGGCUGAGAGCCCUGGUCUCUUCGGCCCUCGCUCGCCGCGCAGCUCGAGGCACUUGGGCUAG
This is a messenger RNA of Schizophyllum commune H4-8, 1782 nucleotides long. RefSeq lists its product as uncharacterized. The transcript has 6 exons. The record is from RefSeq and is a predicted model, not a curated record. Lineage: Eukaryota; Fungi; Basidiomycota; Agaricomycetes; Agaricales; Schizophyllaceae. Bases 1 to 1782 code for a protein of 593 amino acids.